UCAGUUAUAAUUUUCACGUCAUAGCGUUAAGAUCGUGCGCGUUCUUUCGUUGAGCACUUUUUUCAAAUUACGGUCGGGUAAAGUUGCUCUUUGAAAAUAAAAAUUAAAAGGGAACUUUUAUUAAGAAAAAAUAUUAGGGGUUAAUUUAUUUUUAUACAACAGUUCAAAAAAUAACCAACAAGGGAUUUAAUCCACUCCAUUAAAAAAAAAAAAGAAAUACCAAAUAAACACAACAACCACCUUUAAGGAUUAUUAAACAUAUUAAAAACAACAACAACAAAAUAUUAACAAAAACUAUAACAAAAUGUAUUAAAAUACUAAACUGUGUUAAAAAUUUUUUAAAAAGCGUUUUUUUUUUUCUUUCAAAAAAUCGCCUUAAAUUAUAAUUUUGCCAAAAAAGUGUUAUUUUUUUUAAACGUUAUUCAUUUACGUUGAAUUAAAAGUUUAUUGUAUUGAAAUAAACAAAAAUGGGUCUUACCGAAAUACCUUCAAGUUAUAUGGCUCAAAGUACGGGUGGUGGUCAUGUUAUGGUUAUGGAACAACAUCAUCACCAUCAUCAUCAUGUGGAACAUCAUGACAAGGAUACGAAAAUGAGUAGUAAAAAGAAAAUGCAUUUGCUGAAGAAAAUCAAAAAACGUUUUGGUUUAGUACGUCGUUCACCAUCAUCUUGCCCGGGACCCAAUAACUUGCCACCCCUACAAUUUCAUCAUGUGCAUGGUGAUAAUAUACGCAUUUCUCGUGAUGGCACGUUGGCUAGACGUUUCGAGAGUUUUUGUCGCGCCAUUACCUUUUCCGCUCGUCCGGUGCGCAUUAAUGAAAGAAUUUGUGUAAAAUUUGCUGAAAUUUCAAACAAUUGGAAUGGUGGCAUACGUUUCGGUUUCACUAGCAAUGAUCCUGCCACUCUUGAGGGUACGCUGCCCAAAUAUGCCUGUCCUGAUUUGACAAAUCGUCCUGGGUUCUGGGCUAAGGCUUUGCAUGAACAAUACUGUGAAAAAGAUAAUGUUUUAUAUUAUUAUGUCAAUUCGGCGGGAGAUGUUAUUUAUGGUAUUAAUAAUGAGGAAAAGGGUGUGAUAUUGUCGGGCAUUGAUACCCGAGGUUUACUAUGGACUAUUAUAGAUAUUUAUGGUAAUUGUACGGGUAUUGAGUUCUUAGAUGCCCGCAUUUAUAUGUAUCAACAAAGUGGUGGCGUAGGCUUGCCUCCCGCCUUAAUGGCUCCCGGCAUGACCGGUACUUUACCGGGACCUCAGAUGGCUGGCCUUAAUCCUCAUCAUCCUAAUCAACAAUCUAGAAGAUCUUUACCUGCAGGCCAGUAUGAACAUGAGUUGGAGCGUACGGUUAUGACUUCUAUGCAGUCACUUAAUUUGACCGGUGACCAGGUGGCUUUGGCCUCUGAUUUAGCCAAUGGCUUGCCUCCUUUAAGAUACAAUGCCAAUGGUCGUUUAAUACCAGUGCCCUUUCACAUUACCAAAGGACGUAAUGUACGUUUAUCACAUGAUCGUUUUAUAGCCUCACGCACGGAAAAUGAUUUCUGUCAGGGUUAUGUUUUCACUGCCCGUCCCAUAAGAAUAGGCGAGAAGAUAAUAGUGCAAAUAUUGAAAACUGAACAAAUGUAUGUGGGAGCAUUGGCUUUGGGUUUGACCUCAUGCAAUCCAUCGGCCCUGCAGCCCGGUGACUUGCCCAACGAUUCGGACUUUCUAUUAGAUCGUCCCGAAUACUGGGUGGUGAGCAAGGAUAUAGCAGCCGCUCCCCAAAGAGGCGAUGAAAUAGCCUUCUUUGUGGCACCCAAUGGUGAGGUGACCAUUAGCAAAAAUAACGGCCCCGCGGUAGUGGUGAUGCAUGUUGAUCAAUCUUUACAAUUGUGGGCCUUUUUAGAUGUCUAUGGAUCCACACAAUCGGUGCGCAUGUUCCGUCAACAACUGCCCAAUAUGGUCAAUUAUCCGCCCUCAGCCGUGGCCGGCUCCUCGCAACGCAUAGUCAACAUACCCGUUUCCGAGUCUAUUAACAGUUUGAAUAGUCAAAUCUCCGAUAAUCGCAAAAUCAUACACCCCUCCCAGCUAAAUGUAACACACGGCACUAUAAGCGCCUCCACCUCCACAUUGGCCUCGAUGCAAUCGACUAAUAAUUUGGCGGCCGGUACCACCUCAGGUAUAUUAAAUGGUACUUGCUCACCACCCUCAGGCGGUGGACGUAUGAUUAGUAUGCCCUCGACUGGUGAAAUGAUACAAAUACAACCGAAUGGUGGCGGUACUGUGUUGGUGGUAAAUCUACCGCCUGCCACUUCAGCCAUGGAUUUGAAUAGUGCUCUGUCUGCCUCACAGGCACGCAUCAAUCAGACAACGAAUACAGCGAAUGCUGCUGCAGCUGCUGCCGGCGGCAACUCUUGUUCAAGUGGUGCCAGCAGUAGUUCAAAUGUUAAUACUUUAGUGGGAAAUCUAACAAACGCACAAUUUAUGGAGCCCCACACUGCCUCAUCAAUAGCUGCUAAUAAUUGUGCCUCGGUUACCAGUCAAAAACUAAUUGAUCAUAGCGAUUCUGCCGGUGCUGAAUGUACCAUUUGCUAUGAAAAUCAAAUUGAUUCAGUUCUUUACAGUUGUGGUCAUAUGUGCAUGUGCUAUGACUGUGCCAUUGAACAAUGGCGUGGUGUAGGCGGUGGACAGUGUCCUCUUUGUCGGGCUGUUAUUAGAGAUGUUAUACGCACUUAUACCACAUAAGUUUUCUCAAUAAAAAUAACUACUGCCCAAGUUAAGCCUAAACAAGAACUGAUUAGAUUUUUUUUAACAAAGAAAAAGAGAGUGAAAAAGAUGUAUACAAUAUGAAUGGAAAAAACGAGAUCCUAUGGAAACUUGAUUAUAUU
Messenger RNA from Lucilia cuprina (Australian sheep blowfly), 2854 nucleotides. RefSeq names its product protein neuralized (gene neur). Lineage: Eukaryota; Metazoa; Arthropoda; Insecta; Diptera; Calliphoridae. The coding region runs from base 468 to 2711 and encodes 747 amino acids. The transcript is spliced from 3 exons. The record is from RefSeq and is a predicted model, not a curated record. Gene Ontology annotation, molecular function: ubiquitin protein ligase activity.